UGAAAACGGGAGAAAAAAAAGCAUGAAAACGGGAUAACAAAGCACGGAAACGAAAUAAAAAGCAUGCAUGUAGCAUGUAAUGAGAGUUAACAGCAGCAUCGCUUCCCUGUUGGCUUUAUUCAACCUUGCAGACCUGCUUCCGGUGGACUUUAUUUGCCUCCUGUAUCGGAUUGGAAGCUAGCUGUCAUUAGCAUCCUGCUAGCAGCUACAUCAGCACCAUUGGCAUCCCUUAGAUUGCAUGAUGGCAGACAGUAUAAUGAGCAAGGCUGCAACCAUGGAGAUCCCCAUUAACAGCAAUGGAGACACAGGGAGUCUUCCAGAGGAUGACAGUCUGGAGCAGGAUCUGCAGCAGGUGAUGGUGUCUGGACCAAACCUGAAUGAAACCAGCAUUGUGUCAGGAGGCUACGGAGGACCUGCAGGGGGCAUCAUUCCAACCAGCUCCAUCAAAGGGCCUGCAGUCCGCUUCAACCCCGAGUAUCUGGACAGGAGACGAGCCCCUGCAGCAGGACCAGACAUUCGCAUGAAAUCCAGAGGCGCUAACUUGCCUAACAGUCAGUCUUGUGGCAGCCGACUUGCUCAUCACACUGAGCAGCAUCCAGGGUCAACAAAUCACAACACUAAUUCAAGUGAAGAAGUCACUCGCGGUGUGGCUGUGGAGAAGCUGGACAGCGUGAAGAAAUGGGGCAUUAACACAUACAAGUGCACGAAGCAGAUGUUCUCGGAGAGGUUCGGCCGAGGCUCCCGGACCGUCGACCUGGAACUGGAGGCCCAGAUCGAUGUAUUACGAGACACCAAGAGCAAAUAUGAAAACAUCCUGAGACUGGCCACGGCACUGACCAGCCAUUUCCAGAGCAUGGUGCAGACACAGCAGGCGUUAGGCGACACCUUCACUGACCUGAGCCAGAAGUCACCAGAGCUGCAGGAUGAGUUUGGGUAUAAUGCAGAGACACAGAAGCUGCUGUGUAAGAAUGGAGAGUCUCUGCUUGGCGCCAUUAACUUCUUCGUGUCCAGCGUCGACACCCUGGUCAACAAAACGAUGGAGGACACACUGAUGACCAUCAAGCUGUAUGAAAAUGCCCGACUGGAGUUCGACGCCUACCGCUCCGAUCUGGAGGAGCUGAGUUUGGGUCCGAGGGACGCGGCCGCCAUGGUGCGCAUCGAGAUGGCUCAGCACGAGUACCAGGUCCACAGAGACAAGUACGAGAGGCUGCGCAGCGACGUCACCAUCAAGCUCAAAUUUCUGGAGGAAAACAAGGUGAAGGUGAUGCACAAGCAGCUGCUCCUCUUCCAUAACGCCAUCUCGGCUUACUUUGCUGGCAACCAGCAGCAGUUGGAACAAACUCUAAUACAGUUCAAUGUGAAGCUAAAGCCUCCGGGAUCAGACAAGCCGUCCUGGCUGGAGGAGCAGUGAUGAACGGCUCGGCCGCGUCCCACAUGUACAGUCAGAAGAUUCACCUUAGACGGACGAGAGAGUUAUACGUGUAAAGAAAUGAGCUGUAGGAUCAGUAUAGUGGCCAGAAUAUUUUGGUUUUUUUUUUAAAUUCUGUAUUAUUUCUUACAUCAAUAUUACUAGUAUUUUCUUUGUUGUUAAAUCGCAACUUUUCUUAUCUUUAGUUCGCACAAUCAUCUACAUGUAUGUCACUUAUUUAUUCAAAUUAUGUGGAAACCCCCCCCUCUGGCAGUUUUGCACAUGCAUUGUUUUGUUUCUAUCCAUGUAAUUUGUUAUCAUUUCGAAUGUUAGGAAUUCCACUAGUCUCACUAGGGAAUUAGGGAUACUGUUAAAAAGUUGGGGAAUGUCUCUAAUGAAACAUAGAUUCAUGUUUUCCAUAUUUAAGUGAAAAACAUGAGACAUUAUGUGCAAAAUGAUCCCACUUUUUUCCACCAUGAUUUUGUUUGAUACCUGCCUUUAAUCAGUUUACAGUUUACAUCAAAGGGAAAAUACACACAAUGAAGAUCAAGAUUUUCUCUAGUCUGUUAUACAAUCAUGAUUAUUUGAUCCUCUAAAUUUUGGGUCCUUUCAGAUACGGUACGUCACUAUAAAUCCAGCUUUGUUAGACGGAUCUGUCUUUUAUAUUUCAGAGUUUACAGAUGGAAACAAGCCUGACGAGAAAAAAAAACAAACUAACAUUUAAAAGCAUAACAUGUACUGUAUGGUUUGCAGUAAUUAA
Molecule: messenger RNA, 2168 nt
Organism: Salarias fasciatus (jewelled blenny)
Lineage: Eukaryota; Metazoa; Chordata; Actinopteri; Blenniiformes; Blenniidae
Product: arfaptin-2-like
Exons: 10
Coding region: 239-1411 (390 amino acids)
Biological process (GO): regulation of Arp2/3 complex-mediated actin nucleation; intracellular protein transport
Cellular component (GO): trans-Golgi network membrane
Molecular function (GO): phospholipid binding; protein domain specific binding
Source: RefSeq, a predicted model, not a curated record